This is a messenger RNA of Erpetoichthys calabaricus (reedfish), 5141 nucleotides long. Its product is annotated as acetyl-coenzyme A synthetase 2-like, mitochondrial. Bases 132 to 2189 code for a protein of 685 amino acids. The record is from RefSeq and is a predicted model, not a curated record. The transcript has 14 exons. Gene Ontology annotation, molecular function: AMP binding; acetyl-CoA synthetase activity. Lineage: Eukaryota; Metazoa; Chordata; Cladistia; Polypteriformes; Polypteridae. Gene Ontology annotation, cellular component: mitochondrion.
CCUCCCACUUGUGCUCUGCACUAUCUGACCGCUUUGCCAUUGAACUUUCUCAGUCUUCUACGUUACUUCUGGCCACCUGACCAAGGCUCGCCGAGCUGUGACCCACAGAGCUGAGACCCCCGAGGCUGGUCAUGGCCCUACUCGGCUUUGUGCUGCGUCGCGUCCUCUCCGGCCACACGUCGCCCUUGUGGAAACAGGUGGAGAGAUGCCGGAUCUCAUCCAGCAGAUGGUACAACAUCUCUGCCUACAUGCCGGAGGCGGCAGCCUUCCCGUACGUAGCGGACUACUCGGACCUGUACAAGUACUCCGUGAACCAGGGCGACAGCUUCUGGGGGGCAGUGGGCCGAGAACGGCUCUCGUGGAUGAAGCCCUUCCACACCGUGCAGGACUGCGACUUCAGGGAGGGCAAAAUCCGCUGGUUUGAAGGAGGGCAGCUGAACGUGGCAGUGAACUGUUUGGACCGCCACAUCCACACCUGCCCUGACCGUGUGGCUUUGAUCUGGGAGAGAGACGAGCCUGGCACCGAAGUGAAAAUCACCUACAGUCAGCUGCUGGAACAGACAUGCCGUCUAGCAAAUGUCCUCAAACGGCAUGGCGUAGUGAAAGGAGACCGUGUCACCAUCUACAUGCCCCCUUGCCCACAGGCGGUGAUGGCCAUGCUGGCAUGUGCCCGGAUCGGGGCUGUUCACACCCUGGUGUUUGCAGGAUUCAGUGCUGACGCGCUUGCUGACAGAAUAAGGGAUGCUGAAUCCAAAGUUGUCGUCACCAUCAAUCAGGCCUUAAGAGGAGGUAAGACCAUUGAGCUGAAGAGGACAGUUGACCAGGCACUAAAGAGAUGCCCCUCUGUGAAGCAUGUGCUGGUGGGCACGAGAACGGACAGCCAAGUCCCCAUGAAUGACAUAGACAUCCCCUUGGAGGAGGAAAUGAUGAAAGAGGAUGUGACUUGUGACCCCGUCCCCAUGGAGAGUGAAGACAUGCUCUUUCUGCUUUACACGUCUGGUAGCACCGGGCGACCCAAAGGUUUGGUACACACACAGGCUGGAUAUCUUCUCUACUCCGCCCUGACACAUCGGUAUGUCUUUAACUACCAGGACGGAGAUAUCUUUGGCUGUGUGGCUGAUAUUGGCUGGAUCACUGGACACAGCUACAUUAUCUAUGGCCCACUGUGCAAUGGAGGAACCACGGUCUUGUUUGAAAGCACCCCAGUUUAUCCCAAUCCAGGACGCUACUGGGAAACAGUGGAGCGGCUUAAAAUUAAUCAGUUUUAUGGCGCCCCAACAGCAAUACGCCUCCUGUUGAAAUAUAAAGAUGAGUGGGUGAAGAAAUACGACCGCUCAUCCUUGAAGACCCUUGGAUCAGUGGGAGAACCAAUCAACUCUGAGGCAUGGGACUGGUACUCCCGAGUAGUUGGAGAUGGACGGUGUCCUGUGUUAGACACAUGGUGGCAAACAGAGACUGGUGGAAUCUGCAUUUCUCCCUGGCCAGCACCUCCUAAUGCAGAGAUCUUACCAGCAAUGGCUAUGCGACCGUUCUUUGGGAUUCAGCCUGUCCUGCUGGAUGAUGAGGGAAAGGGACUGUAUGCCAAUGACAUGUCUGGAGCACUAUGCAUAGCACGACCCUGGCCUGGAGUGGCCAGAACCAUUUAUAAUGACCACCAGAGAUUUAAAGAAACUUAUUUCCAGCCAUACCCAGGUUACUUUUUCACCGGGGAUGGGGCCUACCGAUCAAAGGAAGGCUACUACCAGAUCAUUGGCCGCCUGGAUGAUGUUAUCAACGUCAGUGGGCACCGUCUUGGCACAGCAGAAAUUGAAGAUGCCCUGAACCAGAAUGCUGUUAUUGCUGAGUCGGCUGUGAUUGGCUAUCCACAUGAGAUUAAAGGAGAAGGUGCAUAUGCCUUUGUAGUCUUGAAAAAUGAUGUGGAAGUCUCAGAGGAUGCACUGGAGAAGGACUUACGAGGCAUUGUCUCAAGAAAAAUUGCAAAGUAUGCUGUUCCUGACUAUAUCCAGGUUGUGAAACAGCUACCAAAAACACGGUCUGGGAAGAUCAUGAGGCGUGUCCUGAGGAAGAUUGUGGCCAGGAAACUUGAUGAGCUGGGAGACCUGACAACCUUAGAUGACCAGAAAGUGGUGGAGGAAAUCAUUAGUGGACAUGCACUUCUUCUGGAGCGCAACAGUACCCAAAAGUCCUAGGUAAUUGGAUACCACAAGAAAACACGAUGGCAAGACUGGGCACCAAGUUGGCCUGACAUAAGGACAGUGUAGUAUUUGAAUGACAUCAUCACAUGAUUUGUAAUGAAAUUACAAAUUGCAAAAAUUACAAAUGGGGCAUUGUGGCAUCCUCACCUCUACUAGAAUAAACACCAAAGAGACCACAAAGUUUAAAAAUUGUGCCUUUACUAUUAAAAUGCAAAGUAGUAGGAUGAAUACACAAAGAAAAUAAAACUGAAAAGUAAACCAAAGGAACACUAAGAACCCCCCGGUCUUUUCCAUUUGCCUACCUCAAAUGUGCCAGCCAGGCACUGCAUGCACCCUGCUCUGUUAUGGCCUUGCUUCCUCCUGCUAGUGGACACUUGCCCAACCUCCCCUUCCAACUGUGGUCUCAAAUUAUACUCUUCCCAUGAGGCAGCUUUGUACUCCCUCAAGAGUCACUUUAGACUAAUAAUUUGUUACAGAGUACCAGGCUAGAACUCUCUCUAGUGGGUCUUUGUAUCCUUGCAUCCCUGAACCUUAAGCAGCUGUUAAAACGCCAGGCCUCUCAGGCAGAUCCUCCUGUGCUCCUCCUCUAUCCAAACCUGGCUCAUGUGCUGCAGAUUUCUAACAGGCCACCCAUAGUCCAGACUUGUAAAAAGGAUGCUAAUUCUCAUUACUUAGUUCUACCUGUAUGUGCUGCCAUUAUUGGCCAGGAAGUCUUCUGACCACCUGCCACAUUUUCACAGCCUCAGUCUAUCUCGAAAGAGGGAAACUUAUCCAUCGCACCUUGCUCUUUAGCAUCCUGAGGUAACAUUGUGUGUUUCUAGUCAGUAACCAGCUCUCUUCAUUUUGUAAUGGCACCCCUGCUCCUACUGACCCUUGCUUUCCCACCAUGCCAUGUGCAGGGCGUAUCUUAAAACCAUUGUAGUUUUCUCUCUCUCUUAAGCACAAAAUACAUUUAUCUGUGCAUGGCAGCAUGGUCGAUUUCCUUUUUUUGUGUUUUGGCUUGAAAAGUUGAGCACAUAGUGAGAUGUUUAGGUGUUUCCAGACGUGUUCAAUGAAGCUCACAUCUGGCCCAAUUUAAAAUAGUGCUUUAAAAGGUUUAAAACAGAUGAAAUCCCCCAAACAAGGAUGAAGUGUGUCUUAUUAUAUGAAUCUGCACCUAUACUUUCAUAUUUUACAAACCCUCCGAUGUUCAGUUGCUUUGUUAAUGCCUUUUAAAUAUAAUUGUUCUUGGUGCACAAUUGAGAGUCAGUCAUAAGUGAAUAUUCGAGAAGGGAGAUGGCAGCCAUGCCACACAUGAUAACCACAUGAAAAAUAAAAGAGUCACCUCUCAUUUAAGGAUUAAACAAUGGGCUCUAAUUGCAAGUUUGGGCUGCUGCCAGCAGCCUGGACUGGUAACCUGUGCAAAGUCACAGUGAGAUCAGUGCAGAUGAGAAGGCUUUCAGUUUAAAUGUAACAAAGCAUAAUGGCUGGGAUCGGCAUAACUCCUGAAGAUGUUUGCCAUUCUUUAGUCUCCUGGACCAUUGUCCUCGGAGCUCUCAAAAACCCUAUGCACACAUUGGUGUGCUAUUAUCGGUUCUAUUCAAUAAGGGCGCGCACAAAAAGGCGACCUCAAUUGGGUGCGGAGAAUAAAAGCGCACAUAAAUAAAAGCGAUCUUCAAAAGGGCGACCUCAAUUGAGUGCCGAAUAAAUGCGCGCGAAAAUAUAGGAGCGCUUCAAAAGGAUGACCUUCGGAGCGAGUUAAAUUAAUUGUCCUUGAUUAUGCUAAUAGACCACAUCUCGAAUAUCUACGUGGCAUUGCACAUAAUCUACAGCUUCAAGUGUAACUUGCUUUCACCUUUUUAUACAUUCAGUCAUUGCCUUAAUCGAAUUUUCUGUAAUUUUGAAAACAACGAAAUAUAGAGAGCUUUAGAAAUAGUUUGUUAGAAGUAGUACGUUAGAAGUUCAUGCAUUAAUUAAUUGGAUGUUUUAAUAUUCUUGCUUUCACCUUUUUAUACGUUCAAUCAUUGCCUUUAUCUAAUAAAUUUUCUGUAAUUUUGUUGCGUUUGCCUUUAUUCGCUGCGCCCAAUUGACGUCACCCUUUUGAAGCACGCCUUUAUUUAUGCGCGCAGUUAUUCGGCGCUCAAUUGAGGUCAUCCUUUUGAAGCUCGCCUUUAUUUGCGCGCGCCUUUAUUCGGCGCUCAAUUGAGGUCGCCCUUUUGAAGAUCGCUUUUAUUUAUGUGCGCUUUUAUUCGCCGCGCCCAAUUGAGGUCGCCCUUUUGAAGGUCGCCUUUAUGUGCACGCCCUUAUUGAUGGAUACCGCUAUUAUCUCCAGGAUGAAGACCUAACCAGGCCAUAAGGAAUGCUCAUUAACCCAGCUGGUUAAGCUACUUGCUAGUGGUGCACGAGAACCACACAGGUUUGAAAUCUCCUUGAAAAGGUUUGCUGCAGGCAACACUUCAUUCCUGGCAGGAGUUUUUCACGUUUGACACAAAUGCUCCAAGAGACGUUUGCAAAUGAUAUGAUUUUGAUAUGUGGCAAAAUGAACUCGUGUUGAAUAUAAUGCCUAUUAACAAGCACAAUCACGUGUGCAUCCUACAUCAGUUUAGGUACCUCACCUUCACUGUUCAUAUGCUUCUUCCACCAAGCUGGACAGAGCAGUGCACCAAUCAACAGAAUACAACUCCUUGUGUGAAAUCAAAGAAAGAAAACAAAAAUGAUCCCAUCAGGAGGGUCCUGAGACCAAAAAGAGAAAGAAAAACAGUGAAAUAAAGUUUGUUCCUAAAUGGUUUAAGGAGCCAUGUAACUGAGGUUUGUACCUGGAAAGUGAUGGCCAGCAUGUGACAUUUUUAUUCAAGAAACAGUUAUGCUAAAACAGUAACUAGCUCUCCCAUUGCCUGAUUUUUGGAGUGGCAAAUCACACCUUUAAAAUAAAAACAAUAAAAAUGCCAUCUUCCUAUUUUUCACUAA